AAAAAGGGUCUCGAGAUGGGCGUCUAUGAUAAUAAAGAGGGGACCUCUCUCUCUUCUCGUGUGGGAUAACAACAGCAGCAGCAGCAGCUCAAAACAAAAAGAAAGCCCCCCUUUCUCCUUUCCCUGUUCUGUUCCCUUUUUUUCACCCUCAACACCCACACACACCCUUUUGCUUCAUAACGAAAAAGAUCAAAUCUUUUUCCAUCAUCUGCGAGAUAAUCAAUCAAUCUCAAUGAGUGAGAGUGGCGGAGGCUCUCCGGGCGGAGAGACCCUGCCCUUGUUCAUGCAACAGAGCCCAUUUCUUUCUGAUUGAAGAAGAAGUGAAGGAAAACAACAGCUAGCGGGCCGGGGGUGUUAUUGAUUUCUUUCUCUCUUUUGAAAAACAAAACAAAGUAGAAGAAUUGGGUGUGGGUUCGGCUAUGCACAGAGAAUCAUCCAACAGCGGUGGGAGUGGGAGUCACAGCAGCGGUAAGCAGCAUCAGAUGGACAGCAGCAAAUAUGUUCGGUACACUCCUGAGCAAGUGGAGGCUCUGGAAAGAGUCUACUCUGAGUGCCCAAAGCCGAGCUCACUCCGGAGGCAACAACUCAUCAGGGAGUGCCCCAUUCUCUCCAACAUUGAGCCUAAACAGAUCAAAGUCUGGUUCCAAAACCGAAGGUUAUAUGCGUGUUUUUGUGUCUCUCUCUCAGUCAAAUUCAAACUUUUGGCUUCACUUUUCCGGAGUUUUCUCCCUCUUCGACCAUUUUUUAAUACUUCGGUCAUGUUUGUCAAUGCUUGAUAUGGUUCAACUUGGUUUCUAUUUUCCCCUUUUGGGGGUUGGUGGGGGGGUUUGCGGGUUGUCUUCUUCCCUUGAAUGUUGCGUAUUUCAUUUUUUUUUUGUUUUUUAUGAAGCUUUUGUUUCCAGACAGUUUUAUCUGAAAAUGUGUUUUUAUAAUCAUCUUCAUCUUAUUAUUAAUCAAAAAAUUGUGUCCUUUUCACUUAAUUUUUGUUUUAUUCUCUCGAAAUUAUUUUUUGUGGGGUUUGAGAGAAUCUUCUGUUUUCUUGCUUUUUCCUGUGAACUUUUGAUUUUAUCUUUUUAAAGCAAGCAGCACUCCGAAAAAAGGAUUAAUCCGUUGCGUGCUCUGAAGCACACUUAGAUGCCGUGAAAAGCAAAGGAAGGAAGCUUCUCGUCUACAGACAGUGAACAGGAAGCUGAAUGCCAUGAACAAGCUUUUGAUGGAAGAGAAUGACCGUUUGCAGAAACAGGUCUCUCAUCUGGUUUGUGAGAAUGGUUAUAUGCGACAGCAGUUGACUACUGUAAACCCCACGACCACGGAUAUGAGCUGUGAAUCUGUGGUCGUGAGUGGUCAGCAGCAGCAACAUCAAAACACAACACAGCAUCCACAAAGGGAUGCCAACAACCCAGCUGGCCUCCUCGCAAUAGCUGAGGAGACCCUGGCAGAGUUCCUUGGAAAGGCUACUGGAACUGCUGUCGAUUGGGUUCAAAUGAUUGGUAUGAAGCCUGGUCCGGAUUCCAUUGGGAUCGUCUCUGUUUCCCGCAACUGUAGCGGGAUAGCAGGACGAGCCUGCGGUCUUGUGAGCCUUGAGCCCACAAAGGUUGCUGAAAUUUUGAAAAAUCGCCCUUCCUGGUAUCGUGAUUGUCGUUGUCUUAGUGUGCUGAGUGAACUCCCAACAGGGAAUGGGGGGACAAUCGAACUCAUAUACAUGCAGACAUAUGCUCCAACAACGUUGGCAUCGGCUCGUGACUUUUGGACGCUUAGAUAUACUACGAGCUUGGAAGAUGGCAGUCUUGUGAUAUGUGAGAGAUCUUUGACGUCUAAGACUGGUGGCCCACCUGGACCUCCGGCCACAAGUUUCGUGAGGGCAGAAAUGCUACCAAGUGGCUACCUUAUACGUCCGUGUGAGGGGGGUGGCUCCAUGAUCCAUAUCGUGGAUCAUGUUGACCUUGAUGUUUGGAGCAUUCCUGAAGUUCUGAGACCACUCUAUGAAUCAUCCAAGAUUCUUGUACAGAAGAUGACAAUGGCUGCCUUCCGCCACAUACGGCAAAUAGCACAGGAGACAAGUGGGGAAGUGCAGUACAGUGGGGGUCGACAGCCUUCGGUUCUAAGGGCUCUCAGUCAGAAACUUUGCAGGGGAUUCAAUGAAGCUGUAAAUGGGUUUGUUGAUGAUGGGUGGACUGUUAUAGGCAGUGACGGUGUAGAGGAUGUGACCAUUGCCAUUAAUUCAUCUCCAAGCAAAUUCCUUGGUUCCAACUGUAACAACUUGUCUAUACUUCCAACUUUUGGUGGAGUACUUUGUGCAAGGGCAUCGAUGCUGCUUCAGAAUGUUCCACCUGCUUUACUUGUUCGUUUCCUGAGAGAGCACCGUUCUGAGUGGGCUGACUACGGGGUUGACACUUACUCCGCUGCUUCUCUGAAAGCUAGUCCGUAUGUCAUACCUUGUGCAAGGCCAGGAGGCUUACCUAGUAGCCAGGUCAUCUUACCUCUUGCUCAGACUGUGGAGCAUGAGGAGUUCCUGGAGGUGGUUCGUUUAGAGGGUCAAGCCUUUUCUCCUGAGGACAUUGCUUUAUCACGGGACAUGUAUUUGUUACAGUUAUGCAGUGGGAUUGAUGAGAAUGCUGCAGGAGCUUGUGCCCAGCUUGUGUUUGCACCGAUUGAUGAAUCUUUUGGUGAUGAUGCUUCUUUACUUCCAUCUGGUUUCCGUGUCAUACCACUCGAACCAAAAUCAGAUGCGCCUGGUACAACUCGGACAUUGGAUUUAACUUCUACCCUUGAAGCUGGAAACAGUGGAACUCGUCCAGUUGGCAGUAAAGUUGAAAUUAGCAAUUAUAACCAUCGUUCUGUUCUGACAAUCGCAUUCCAGUUUACUUUUGAGAACCAUUAUCGCGACAGUGUAGCUGCUAUGGCUCGCCAGUAUGUCCGGAGCAUUGUGAGCUCUGUUCAGAGAGUUGCAAUGGCCAUUGCGCCAUCUCAUAUCAGCUCCCAUUUGACGCUAAAGACCGUACCUGGCUCACAAGAAGCUAUUACUUUGUCCCGUUGGAUCUGUAGGAGCUACAGGAUGCACACUGGGAGUGAACUUCUUCAUUUGGAGUCACAAGCUAGUGAUGCUGUGUUGAAGCAACUAUGGCAGCACUCCGAGGCCAUAAUGUGCUGCUCCGUCAAAAUGAAUGCAUCCGCUGUAUUCACAUUUGCAAACCAAGCUGGCCUGGACAUGCUAGAAACCACUCUUUUAGCCCUCCAGGACAUAAUGCUCGAUAAAAUUCUAGAUGAAGCUGGCCGGAAAGUCCUUGUUUCGGAGUUCUCAAAGAUCAUGCAGCAGGGGUUCACAUAUCUACCUUCUGGCAUCUGUGUAUCUAGCAUGGGAAGGCCUGUGUCGUACGAACAAGCUGUCGUGUGGAAGGUUCAGAAUGAUGAGGAUGCCAAUCACUGCCUAGCCUUCAUGUUCAUGAAUUGGUCUUUUGUUUAGUCAACCAAAAAGACUUUCAUCUAGUAUGUAAUGCUUAGUAUGGGUAGGUACUAGAGAACAUUGCAGUUAGUUACUUAAAAGUGGAAGUUCUUGUGGUUAAAGUGUUAAACCUUUGUAUGACAUGAAGAAGCUGUAUGGCAAGCUGUCAUGUGUAAAAACAUAUUUGCAUGGGACAAUGACAUUAUGGUUAUGACAAGCAAUGUGUUUUCCUUAGUGGCCAAUGAUUCUAGCUGUCUAAGUUCUUUAUCAG
Messenger RNA from Cuscuta epithymum, 3713 nucleotides. The record is from the annotation of a GenBank genome assembly. Lineage: Eukaryota; Viridiplantae; Streptophyta; Magnoliopsida; Solanales; Convolvulaceae.